This is a messenger RNA of Mangifera indica (mango), 1496 nucleotides long. RefSeq names its product AT-hook motif nuclear-localized protein 23-like. The coding region runs from base 244 to 1110 and encodes 288 amino acids. The record is from RefSeq and is a predicted model, not a curated record. Gene Ontology annotation, cellular component: nucleus. Gene Ontology annotation, molecular function: DNA-binding transcription factor activity; minor groove of adenine-thymine-rich DNA binding. Lineage: Eukaryota; Viridiplantae; Streptophyta; Magnoliopsida; Sapindales; Anacardiaceae. The transcript has a single exon.
UUCUUGCCUUUCCUUUCUUUGCACUCGAUCUUCUCCUCUUCUUGUUGUUGUUGUUGUUUUGUUUUUAAAAAAGAAAGAAAUAAAAAUAAAAAUUUUAUCUUUCUCUAUUGAAAUCUAUUAUUCUUCGAAUACAGGAACCUUCCCUUUCCCUUUCUUGUUUAUAAAAAAUAAACCCCAAAACAGUUUUUUAUUUUUAUUUUAAUCUUGUGUUUUCCUUGUUUUCUGUUUUCUUUUCAUGUUCGCAUGGCCGGUUUGGAUUUAGGGACAUCUUCUCGCUACGUUCAGCUUCAUAGACCCGAUCUUCACCUUCAACAUCAACCUGAGCCUGAAGACCACGACCACAACAACAAUCGAGUUGGUUCGGGAGCCGGCGGCGAUCAGUAUCACAACAACGACGGCGUUGAUCAUCAAGGGCUUGACCUCGUUGGCGCAGUGAGCUCGGGCCAUGGAGACCUUAUGGCUCGUCGGCCCAGAGGUCGUCCUCCGGGUUCGAAAAACAAACUGAAACCUCCCGUUAUAAUCACUCGGGAGAGCGCCAACACUCUUCGAGCCCACAUUCUUGAGGUGGGGAAUGGGUGCGAUGUGUUUGACUGUGUGGCGAACUACGCCCGGAGAAGGCAGCGGGGAAUCUGUGUGCUCAGUGGAAGCGGAACGGUCACUAACGUGAGUAUAAGACAACCAGCGGCAGCUGGAGCAGUAGUGACUCUUCAUGGAAGAUUCGAAAUUUUAUCUCUUUCUGGGUCUUUUCUUCCACCACCGGCUCCUCCAGGUGCAACGAGCUUGACAAUCUUUUUGGCUGGAGGUCAAGGACAAGUUGUUGGUGGUAGCGUGGUGGGGGAGCUCACGGCGGCGGGGCCUGUGAUUGUAAUUGCAGCGUCUUUUACAAAUGUGGCGUAUGAGAGGCUACCGUUGGAUGAGGAUGAGCAGUUGCAGAUGCAGAGUAGUGGUGGCGGCGGUGGAGGCGGGAAUAACUUGUUUGCAGAUGCAGGUGCGGCGGGGCCGGCUUCUGGGGGUCUCCCGUUCUUUAAUUUGCCUCUAAAUAUGCCUCCAAAUGUGCAAUUGCCGGUGGAUGGAUGGGCAGGAAACGCAGGCGUCAGGCCUCCGUUUUGAUGAAAACGAAUUAGCGGUAAAAUUACUUGACUUAAUAUGAUCUAUGGAUGUGAAAUUGAUUCUAGCUGUGUUGGAGCACUGCUUUACAUUGGGUGAGCGAGUUGGAUUCUUGGAUAAGAAAAAAGGUCAGAGAUUUAUGUACUAUUAUCCUCAGCUUUGUUUCUUGUUACUUCUUCUCCUUCUUGUUCAUGUUAAUUUUAGGGCUUUUUUUUCGUUGUUACUUUCUUCUCUUCUUCUUGGCUUUUUGAACUGUACUGAUUAUGGAAAUAGUCUUCUUGUUAAUGGUGGAAUUCUCUUCUCUCUUAUAAGAAAUCAAUCGUUUGAGGAUAUAACCUUAUUAUGUUUACAAACUGAGAUUCUCUUUAUCAAUCAACUAGGGUUUCAUU